Messenger RNA from Plutella xylostella (diamondback moth), 2316 nucleotides. It is a transcript of the gene Ets, whose product is annotated as transcription factor Ets. Gene Ontology annotation, cellular component: nucleus. NCBI's taxonomy places the organism in Eukaryota, Metazoa, Arthropoda, Insecta, Lepidoptera, Plutellidae. Gene Ontology annotation, biological process: regulation of transcription by RNA polymerase II; cell differentiation. Gene Ontology annotation, molecular function: sequence-specific DNA binding; DNA-binding transcription factor activity, RNA polymerase II-specific. The record is from RefSeq and is a predicted model, not a curated record.
AACGCAUCGCGCACGUAAACAAACGAGUGAGGAGUGGCGGCGGCGGCGGCGGCGGCGCGCGCGGGGCCGCGGCGGUCGCGAUAGACAUUCGUCCCGCCGCGUCCACCCGCGACACUCGCGCGCCAUGCUCGGCUACGCUCGCCUCGACGCCACGCACGGCCCGCACGGCCCGCUCGCCGACUCCGCGCCGCUCGACCGCUUCCAGGUCUUCAACAAGAACUGGCCCACCGCCUACACCUACGACUACUACUCCACGCCGUCCUACGACGCCUACGCCGAGCCCGAGAUCGACUCCGCCACCAACGUCUACCAUACCCUCGUCAACAGCCAGUACCUCACCACCGCGCAACACGACGAGUGGAAGACCAAGAUCAUCGACAACUGGACCGAAGAUGACACCAUGUCCUGGUAUAUCGACACUCUACGCUGCCUGGACCUCAACGAGUUCGAAUGGCCAACGUCCAAGUUCAGAAUCCCCGGCAUCGCCCUCCGCGGCAUGUCGCGCGACCAGAUCAUCGACAGGAUGUCCAGCCCCAGGAUAGACCCCACCGUCUACAUCAGAUAUGGUGACAAAGUGUACGAGCGACUGCAACAGUUCACGAGUCUAGGACUGCAUCCGAUGGAGAGUAAUCCCUACCAGAGCCAGGACCCCCCUCAGACCGUUUUAGAUUUAGAUUCAUACGAUAACAGACAACAACAAAGACUAGUAUACGACUACAACCAGGAGCAGAAUUUCCCUCAAAUGGGCACAGACUCUAGCAAUGACGAUGCGCAGGAUUACUUCAGAGAUGUGGAUUCAGCAUCACCCUCAAGUGACGUCAGCAAAUCAGGGGAUGAGAUGGAAGACAAGAAGAAAGUGUUCAAGCGACCCCCGGGCCGGCCGAAGGGCAGCGGCAGGAAGAGCGAUAAGAUCAAGCGCGCGCGCAGCGAGUCCGUGCCCGAGUUCCUCAAGAACCUCAUCCUCAACCCCAAGUACUGCCCCUCGAUCAUCAAGUGGGAGGACUACAACAAAGGACUGUUCAGAUUCGUGAAGCCAGACGAAGUGGCGAAGCUGUGGGGCAUCCAGAAGCAGAACGACCACAUGACCUUCGAGAAGUUCAGCCGAGCCAUGCGCUAUCACUACAAGAACUGCGUCCUUGGCUCCGUCCCCUCACAGCGCCUGGUCUACCAGUUCGGACCCAAAGGACCCGACUACAGAACCGACAACCCCAACUUUGUCAAAGUAAAAUCCGAAUACGAACUCCACAGCGAGAAUAUUUAUUCCUAGUUUGAAUCGCUGAAGCUAAAAAGCUAAUUUGACAUUGCUCAACUGCAGUUUUAUUAACGAUAUACGAAGAUGUUUGUUGGGUUGUAAUACUUGUAAUGGAUAUGGCUUGCGUUUUAUGGUGCUGUCCAGUGAGUUUCGUUUCAGCAUGGAUUGUUAUCGUUGUUACGGAUGUGCCAAAAUGCAAGUAAACUCUAUUAUUGAAUGAUCUGAUUAGAGGAAUUGAAGAGAGGGAAACUUAAUUGAAAUAUACGUAACGUAUAGUUAAGGAGAUAACACAAUGAAACAUAGAAUUUAUGAAACACUUAAUCUGUCCAUGAUAUUUUGAUCAAGCCAUACUGAAGUUAAAUUUAAUAGAAUUGACAGUACAUUAUUAUACUACAUGGUAAUAGAUUGUGGCUGAAGAGCCACAUGUGUAAUUAAUAUAAAAGGGUAAAUUGUAGUAGAAAAUGCUAGAAAAUUAGGUAAGUAAAUUAAAAAAAUGAGAUCCGUAAAAUAAGUAAGGUAAAGUAAGAAUGAGACGAGAUACAUGAAGGAAUCAUAUGAUUAAUAAAAUUAAUACAUUUAUAAAAUCCACUGUGAAAUUAUGUAUUUACCUCUUAUGUUAUGUACGCUAGAACACUCACUCAGUAUGUGGAUGCAAGAUAUAAGAAAUAGGUAAUAUAAAAUCGUAGUAAUUUUGUUAUUCCUAUGAUACAAAUUCUGCAUACAAAUUAAUUUCUUAAGUACAUCGAGAUGGAUAGAAUAUUGUGUGUUAUGUAUUCGAAUGCUAGGGGGAUAAUGGUUAUUAUUAUAUUUAUAAAUUUAGACUCAAUGUACAAUUUUGGAUAUUGUCAAUGGUUGUAAUCGUGAACGUUGAAUAUUAGGGAAUUUAUUAUUGUAACCACCUGGAUCGUAUUGGAGUGAACCGUCAAUUAUAAUAGAACGAAUCUUAUAUACUUAAUAAGUAUGUAUACAAUUAGGUAAAUUACCUACCUAACUAAGUGCAAGUAUCACAAUGUCUGGACACAAGUUAUCGUGUGAUAAAUAACAUGCUUACUUCUGCUUUUUUU